GCUCCACGUGAAAAUGACAACUUGUCAAACCAAAAACAUCUGUUUCCCAUUCGAAUUAAACCAAAUUAAUUUUUAUGAAUUAUAGCCCACAGCUCUACAAUGCAUCGUGCUAUAGGAAUUCCGCUUUUGUGGCGCCCACCUUUAUGGAACUUAAGGAUCAGCAACGGCUACGCGAAGGAUGCCAAGACCCUUAAGCGACUGGGCACCAGUCCGCGAAAUGUUCGCGAUCACCCCGAAGGAUGUACGCCCCAAACUCUGAACACCACGGCCUUCACUUCCCCGGAUUUCAUACCCCCCUCAACCUACCGAAUCGUGGACGAAAAGGAGCAACUGGGACCCAAGGCGGGAAAAGAGAAAACCUACAAGAAUCCGGAGUACUACAGCUAUUAUCGCUACUCGUACUACGACCUGAAGACAAUCGUGGAUACCAUUAAAAAGAAGCAAUCAACUAGGAAGUAAUAACAAACCGCACCAGAUUAGGAGCACUGAAGAAAAUUCCACUCACAAACUUCCAUUUAUACCCGAUAGUUGUCAGGAAAACUAAUUUAUGGAAUAUA
Molecule: messenger RNA, 557 nt
Organism: Drosophila teissieri
Lineage: Eukaryota; Metazoa; Arthropoda; Insecta; Diptera; Drosophilidae
Exons: 1
Coding region: 100-459 (119 amino acids)
Cellular component (GO): mitochondrion
Source: RefSeq, a predicted model, not a curated record